AAGUGCCAAAAGACAUUCUGCUAACCAUCACCAAAGAAUUCUCUGUUUAUUGAUCCAAGACUUGGUCAAUCUUUUUGUGGCAAAACUAUUAUUUUUUCCAUUAAUCCCAGAUAAAGCAAUUAAAAGGUGUCUUCAAAUGCAACACAAGUGAUGCAUUUCUGACAGCCAUUGUACAUUAACAAACGAUUUUCGGAUCUUAGUUUAGAAUGUGAAUGUGAAAGAAUGAAUAUAAUAAAGUGUGUGUGUGUGUGUGUGUGUGUGUGAGCCUCUUAAUGGUUGUGUUUGCAUAAUCUUUUCUUUCACAUCCUGUUAGUCCCGUAACAGACAAAAAAAAAAACAACACACAAGAAAGCAUUCUUUGUCAGUCAGUCAAUCAGUGAUUCACAGGGAGAGAGGAUAUGGUAAUUUGGUAAGGUGUAAGAACUAAAGAAGAAGAUAAUACAGUUCCAUACCACCACAUUUUCUUCUCCUCUCUCUGUUUCUUGCACAAACAUCUUAUCAACUGCUUGGAAUUUUGGUUCUUUUUUCUCUUCAAUUUGACGGGCUGGCUGAUUACUUUAUAUUUGUGUUCUGCAUCCUAACAAUUCCCUCAAAUAAGUUUCCCUUUCGCCAACUUUUCAGCUCCAUUUCCUCUUGCACUUUAUCCAACAGCAACCUAAACUUAGAAUUCUUGAAAGAUUUCAAUAAUGAGACUGGAACUGAUAGUGCUAAUUGUCUUGGUUAGUUUGGGAAGUUCGUUUGGCCGCCAUUCCCAUUCCCACUCCCACCACCACCAUUCCUCCAAUAAGUUGAAGGUUAAUCAGGAAGCUUACUCAAAGUGGCUGCAAUACAUGGCGUCUCGCAAUCAUUCCAUCUACGAGGAAGCCAAAAAUCAACUGAAUCCUUGCAAAAGGAUUAAGGUGCACAAGAAUCCUAAGCAUGGUGAUUAUACUACAGUGCAACAGGCCAUCAAUGCAAUCCCACUUAUCAAUAAUUGUCGUGUGAUUAUCUCUAUCAGUGCAGGAACCUACAAGGAGAAGAUUGAAAUUCCGGCGUACAUGGCAUAUGUAAGCCUGGAAGGAGAAGGCGCAAACAGGACAGUGAUCCAGUGGAACGACACCGCAGACAAGAUAGGACCAAAUGGGAAGCCAUUAGGCACUUACGCCUCUGCAACAUUUGCUGUCAAUGCCCCCUAUUUCAUUGCCAAAAACAUCACCUUUAAGAAUAAAGCGAAGCCGCCACCAUCAGGAGCACUGGGUAAGCAAGCAGUGGCCUUAAGAAUCUCAGCUGAUACUGCAGCUUUCAUAGGGUGCAAAUUCAUUGGAGCACAAGACACACUUUAUGACCACAGAGGCAGGCAUUACUUCAAGAACUGCUACAUUCAAGGCUCUGUUGAUUUCAUAUUUGGAGAUGGGCUCUCAUUGUAUGAAAAUUGCCAUCUUCAUGCUAAGACCAAAAACUAUGGGGCAUUGACAGCCCAGAAGAGGGAAAGCAUGCUUGAAGAAACUGGCUUCUCUUUUGUUAAUUGUAAGGUUACUGGUUCAGGGGCUCUCUAUUUGGGGAGAGCCUGGGGUACUUUCUCUAGGGUGGUCUUUGCUUAUACUUUCAUGGACAAGAUCAUCACUCCAAGAGGAUGGUACAACUGGGGAGAUAAAAACAGAGAAAUGUAAAAUCCCUUUCUCUAGAUCUCGCAUUCUCACUUUUUUUUUUUCUGGUUUCAUAUUUUCCCCUUUGGACUAAUAAUGUGUAAAAAAAAUCCCAUGGUUACCACGUCAUGCAGGACUGUAUUUUAUGCGCAGUUCAAGUGCUCAGGACCAGGGGCUAAUUAUGGAGGAAGGGUUUCAUGGGCAAGGGAGCUAACUCAGCAAGAAGCCUUGCCUUUUAUAUCAUUGAGCUUUAUUGAUGGCCAUGAAUGGCUUACGGGUUUGUGAUAGUUUUCAGUAUUUAACUGGGAAUCCGCUCUGUUGAUAACAUUGAACCCAGAUAGUGCUUGGCCUCCAAUCAUUAUCUGAUUGUAAGCUUUUCAUUCAUCCAUUCGCUGUAAAGCUCUUAUUGACUACGAAUCCUUUGAAGAUUCCAUUGUGCAACAGUUAGAAGCCUCGAUUUUUUGAGGAAAAAAGUCGUCUAAGCAUAAUAGCAAGUACCUGAAAAUUGAUAGUCAGAUGUGUGAAUUCCACUGGCGCCCCCUCACACGAG
This is a messenger RNA of Oldenlandia corymbosa var. corymbosa, 2175 nucleotides long. NCBI's taxonomy places the organism in Eukaryota, Viridiplantae, Streptophyta, Magnoliopsida, Gentianales, Rubiaceae. The record is from the annotation of a GenBank genome assembly.